GUCACAAAUAGGAGAGCUCAACAGAUGGUCUUUCGGAGUGUAGCGUGAGUGAGGGUGUGUGUGUGUACUCCCGUGGCUGUAAACACAAACUAGCUUCCAGAUUUUGUGUCCCAAUCAUGCCGGUCGCUGUGGCGCCAGACGAUCCUCUCGCUGCGGGGGUCCCGGACCCCUCGGUCGUCGCCGGCUACGCAGACUGCCUCAAAGAAGCCCUGAAAUUCCUGCUGGAGAGAGAGCGUCUCCCUCCACAACAUCCUGUGGUGGCCGGUCUUGCUCUCCAUCUCGCCCGACCCAGCGCUAGAAGUGGCCUCCGACGAGCGUCGCACGACGCAGUAGCUAAACAUCGACUCAGAAAUGAGCAACAAAGUCUCGUUGAUCGCGGCCUUCAUCAGGUCAAGCAUACAGUUCCGAUAGGCAAAGCUCGAACCUCUUCAAGGUUCAGGCCGUUGCUGCCUAACUCAGUUGCAGGCUCUACGCACGACGCUGACACGGACGCUUCUCAGUCACAGCGGGAUGUUAACGGAGAGCUUAGACGGAACCUGCAGCAGAUAGUGGAAAACUUGGAAUACGCCAUCAAUGACACACAAGAUGACGACGACUCUGACUGCUAUUUUUCUGAUGAAGACGAAAGCAUUUCAGAAGUUACCGAACCCGACGACCAUCCAAACUACGACGUUGACGAGAACGAUUUGGAUGCUGAGAUUGACACAAUACUUGGCGACGCAGUGCUGCGCCGUGAGCUGGUGAGGUUGGUGUACCAGGGCUGUGAUCUGGUCGCUGCUGCUCCUGUUCAGGCAGCUGCUGCUAUCCUGCCUGCCUCGCCUGCUUCGCCGCAGCUGGGCGCUACUGCUGAUCCUGAAGCACAGCCUAUUCCUAAUCCCCUGCAUAUUUAGGCGCUUGCAACAAAAUUAUUUUAAGAUCAAUAUCAGCAAUUCGACUGGAACCGAUAUGCUAUUUUUUCCUCGAUAUGUUUUUUGGUCCUAAAUUACAUAGAAAAAAAAAAAACAUUCUCGCUGUGCGCAUACUGAGUAGCGCUCUGAAAAUUCUUAUAUUGACCGUAUGUUCUAUGUUCAUGAAAUGCAAGACUGCAAUUGGCAGGAUUCGUUUGCAGUGUUUUAGGAUUCGUUGAGGGAGUAAAGGCCUAUUGAUUAGCAUUGAUUAUUGUGCCUCGGGACACUUGGACAGCACCCUUGCCUUCCAUUGUAUUCGAAUGAAGCAUUUCGGCGGCACGAGAAUUCAUCUGGCAUUUAAUAAAUAUUUUUAACUCUUCUGGCGGCUUCAUACGUUACCAGCUUCAAUUCUAAGCGCAGUUAUUGAAUUCUCUCGCGAUGCCAGCUGCUAUUUUGUUUGCUCAAGAAUCGAUUCAAAAUAUGAUUCUCAAAUUUAUUAGUCGUAAGAAUAAACAUAUUCUAGUCAAUAUUACCAAAUGAAAUGAUAUCAUGAUACUAUAUUAAGCCUAACUUAUUAAAUCGAGCAGUGAAUUUCUCACAGUUCAUUUAGUGAAUAAGGUAAUCCACCGUAUUUUAGGUGCAAAUGAACGCCGUAUAAAAAUUUAUUCAUAUAUUUUGUAUCAUUCUAGAUUAAGAC
Hyalella azteca is the source of this 1584-nucleotide messenger RNA. RefSeq lists its product as uncharacterized. Lineage: Eukaryota; Metazoa; Arthropoda; Malacostraca; Amphipoda; Hyalellidae. The transcript is spliced from 2 exons. The record is from RefSeq and is a predicted model, not a curated record. The coding region runs from base 117 to 890 and encodes 257 amino acids.